Molecule: messenger RNA, 3675 nt
Organism: Aspergillus oryzae RIB40
Lineage: Eukaryota; Fungi; Ascomycota; Eurotiomycetes; Eurotiales; Aspergillaceae
Product: chromatin-binding protein RAD9
Exons: 2
Coding region: 1-3675 (1224 amino acids)
Biological process (GO): DNA damage checkpoint signaling; positive regulation of transcription by RNA polymerase II
Cellular component (GO): nucleus
Molecular function (GO): histone binding
Source: RefSeq, a predicted model, not a curated record
AUGAGCUCUGCAGACACGGUGCCUUCAGACACCCAAGUCAUCUCGCAAUCGGUUUAUGACGACCUUAUAAGACAGAACCAAGAAGCUGCUGAUAAUGGCUCGGACAAUAAUCUUGCCGAUAAUGCAACUUUGAGGACACUGCACGAAGGUGAUAUUGGCCAUGUGGAUCUGCUGGCUGGGUUUGACGGGUCAAACACCGAUGCAACCAAUGGCGAAGAUAACGAGGAUCAGAGCAGUUUCAAACUCGGGGAGUCAUCCCCCAUGCACUAUCAGCCGAAUCUCUUUCCCGAGUCCCAGCGUUUUGUGUCGAAGACCCCGGCGACAACAGUGAAAACAGGGCGUGUCGAUGGCUUUGCUACAGUGACCCCCACAGCAUCGAGGAAUCCUCUUGCGACGGAGCUAGAAUCAAGCGGCGGUAUCAUGGCACUAAGCCAGGUAUUCAAAGCAACCCAGGCCCCUUCCUCUCCCAUUGUCCGUGGCCAACAAUCCGAUCCGAUGUCUGACCGGCCUUCACCUAACCUUCCUAUUCAAAAUCGUUCGCUUGCUACAACUCUGUCCUCGCCGUUAAAUAAUAUUGCGGCAACCUUUCCCCGGGAUUCUUCAGAGCCACAUCUCAAUUAUAUCACCAUGCAAGAGUCGCAGGCGCAACGGGAUAUAAUCCUACGAGAGAGGAUGACGCGCUCUGCAGAUUAUAUAUACUCGGGAGAUCAGAGUGACGGCGAGUUUGACAAAGAACCCAGCUUCGUGGAGCGCAUAAGGCGACAGAGAAAUAUCGAUGAGGAAACUAGGGAACAAUUGGCCGGUCUUUCAGCUCCCCCAAGAGCAGCAGGUCACAAGAACUCAGAUGAAACGAGCAAGUCACCUAGCAGAAUCGAGCACCAAGGAAACGCUGCUGCAGGUGCAACCAGUGAAGAGGAGACGGAACAGGAGGAUGAGCUUUGUCAACGGAUGUGUCGGUCUCCAGACCCAAAUCCUUCAAAUGAGGAGGAUAAGGAAAACCAUAAUGAUCCCUCUACAACCCCGCUGGCUGCCGCGACCAGUGCACAUGAUCGCCUCUCUCAGGCACUUGCUCUUGAUGGUGCCCCAUCUCCUAGCUGCAGAAGUUCACUACAAGGUGCUGCAGAGUUCCAUUUACCUCACGGUGCUGCUGACGAACAACCAGAUGGUGCUAGCAGCUCAUCCCAAGUAUAUAUUGUGAAGGACUCUCAACGGUCCCCAGGUCCACAGGACGAGGUAAAUCAAGGAAGGAAUACUGCAGAAAUAUGGAACGUGAACCAGACCCAGCCUUCGGGCUCACACAUUUGCACAAAGCAUUCUCCUGAGAAGCUUGUGUCUCCUGCGAAACAACUCCGUAUACAGUCAACUCCUCCCUCAGCCUCCCAAAGGAGUCGAGUAUCGUUUCAACUGGAUGACGACCGUAUAGUGGCUCGAUCCAGAUCGAACUCGAUCAACCCACAUCGUUCUCAUGAACAUCCACCGAGAAACCCCAUUGCCCAGGAAACUAGCGUAAUGCAAUCUAGCAAUUCAACUGUGCAUGAAUCUAUAGAAUUAGGCGACAAAGCGCCGACAUCCGAUAUCAAGGAGAAGUCAUCUUCGAUGCCGUCUCGCGUGGCUGAAACACCUGUUCAGCGUCCGAAGACCUUUGCAGAUGUGGUGCCAACGACAGCUAUCCCAGAAACGAGCCCGAAUCGAUUCUUUACUCAAAGCUGGGCAAAUGACGUGAAUAAUGAAUCGAUGGAUCAAGAAGACGAUGACCUCCCUCCUCUUUACUCAUCCACACACGAACGAGGAUAUCAUUCCCAGCCAGUCAAUUCGAAUAGCUCGUCGCCAGUAAAGAGCAUCUAUAACUCCAAAAUUCUAUCCAGUCCAAGUGGAAGACAGCGUAGAGCACUGACAGAAAUUGCAGCUGAUGCUUCGCCUCAAAUCGGGACGGGAAACUUCGACGUUGAUAUUAACAUAUUAUCCGCCGACGAUCGAGAGUUCAGAUCCGCUGUCGCACUGUCUCCAGUUCCACCAAGAAAGAGACGGCGUGGAAAUGAUGGGCAAAAUGUCUUCGCCUCUGACCCAGUGCUUCCUAUUACACCCCGUGCCGCCACUUACUUUGCUCCCCUAAAGGAAAAUGAAACAAUGCCGGCCCGGGACCCCAAGCCCGAACAAUCAGUGACGAAGCCUAAGGAAGCCUUUGAGAAACGAUCACGAGCUUCCAGGCGAGCGGAGACAGUAUGGGAUGUUGAUGAUUCUCCCCACUAUCAUUUUUCACGGAAGGAGCGCGCGCGGCUGUUCGGUCUUCCUCGUAUUCUCGAGCAGAAGGCCAAGGAAGCCCAUCAUUCCGAGGAGAGUACUGAUGCGCAGCUUGUCGCUGAUCAAAACUGUUCAGAAGCCACAUCACUUCCCACGGAACAACAUGUUGAAGCUUCUAGAGACGAGCCAUCAGAGGAUCUCAUCGAAAAUAGCACCGCUAGAGGUGACUCGGUCCCUGAUGGCGAUGUCGCAAUUGCACUAAAUCAGGUUCUUGCAGCCUGGAGUGGAACAAAGCGUGCAUUUUACCCUGCAACCUGUUUUGGAAGACCAUUGGGGACUUCACAGUCCCGUUAUUUGGUCAAAUUCGAAGACAGUGCUCCCGUUGAAGUUCCCAUUGGAGCUGUGAAACGGCUCGAGCUACGGGUUGGAGACGCUGUGAAGGUCGAUAUGCCCAAUGUGCCAAAGCUGACUCACAUUAUCCGAGGCUUUGAGGAUAAAUUGAGCAUGGAAGACCUUGAAAACGAGGCAUCCAACGGCAUUAUCCGUAUGACAGAUGUAUACGGCCAUUCGACUGUCGUUUUAGGACAAAAGCAGCGCAAGAGCCUUACACGUGAAGGACUUGCAGUUCCCGAGAAUAGUGUCAAAGUCCCAAUAUCCCGCAUAUACCUGGAUACUAUCCUCUGGAACCAACUCAAAGAUCGGACAUAUAGCUACAGCUCUGUACAUGCACAGUCAGAGAAUAGACUUCAAACACCGUCUGAUCGACACACCACACCAGCUUCACCCAGCACUCGGUUAUCCCGCAGUAUUCGUUAUUCAAAUGGUAUAUUCGCUGGAAUGGUGUUUGCCGUGUCUUAUGGGGAGAAUGAUGAAGCAAAGACUCGGAUUACGCGGAUGAUAUUGGAUAAUGAUGGACGUAUUCUUCAUGAUGGCUUCAAUGAGCUGUUUGAUCUACCGUCAAGCCGCCCAGUUGUUACGCCAUCGAAAUCACCAACCCCAGCCGCGAACAACAACAACCAGUUUCGUCUCACUGGCGGCGCUGAAGACGUGGGCUUUGCCUGUUUGAUAGCUGACAAGCAUUCUCGCCGGCCAAAGUAUAUGCAGGCACUAGCUCUCAACCUUCCUUGUCUCUCGGACCGCUGGAUAGAGGACUGCGUAGCUCAACGCCAGGUUAUAGAUUGGGAGAUGUAUUUGCUUCCUGCUGGGGAAUCCUCGUAUCUCCACGGAGCGACGAAGUCAAGAUUAUUGCAUCCUUAUCCUGCUACGCAAGCACGACUGCCUGAAACCAUUGCUGCCCGACCCAAUCUAUUGCAUGGGCAGUCGGUGCUAGUCGUGAUGGGCCGCGGGAAAGCUGAUGAAGAGCGAAGGAAAGCGUAUCUCUUUUUAACGCAACGAAUUUGUCUGUCAAAGCUUGAUCCUGGGGAGGUUGAUUGA